AUGCAAGCAAAACCAGAAAGGAUAAGAUCUUCUCUGAAGAAUGUGAACAAAGAUACAGGAAAACCAGAGAAACUUAAAUAUAAGCCACUCACUGGGAAAGUGUUUUACCUCGAUAUUCCAUCAAAUGUGAUCUCGGAAAAAAUAGGAAAGGACCUCAAAGAGCUAGGAGGGAGAGUGGAGAGUUUUCUCAGUAAAGAUAUCAGCUAUCUGGUGUCUAACAAAAAGGAGGCAAAAUUUGCACCAACUCUUGGUCAGAUUUCUCCUGUUCCUAGCCCAGAAUCUGCACGUAAUGGAGGAAAUAGUUCACCUCAUCCUAGCAACCGGAAAGAUCAUCAUGAUGGGAGUUCAUUUAAGAUAGGAGAUACAAUACGUAUGAGCAGAGGAAAAUCCUUAGUUGAAAAAGCAAUCAAAGAGCAGGACUUGAUCCCCUCUGGUAGUAUACUAUCCAAUGCUUUGAGUUGGGGAGUGAAGAUACUUCAUAUUGAUGAUGUUAAGAAUUACAUUGAACAAAAGAAAAAGGAGCUCUACCUAAUCAAAAGAGCAGGCAGUUCUUUUAAAGAUGGGGGAAAACAAGUUACUGCUCCAAAGUCAAGAACAGGUAGACUGAAAAAUCCGUUUGUGAAGGUGGAAGACAGAAGUCGCCACUACCGACCGUUUUAUCUGCAGUUACCCAGUUUUCCAGUUCUGAACUACUGUGUUCCAAAACCGUAUAGCCCAUUUGAGGUGGAUAAGAAGCAUCCUUCUGGCCAAAAGCAAACUCAGUCUAAGCAAAGCAGAAACAAAAUAAAUAGUGACAAGGACUGUGGAACUCCUGUUCAGCUCCCUCAGAAGGACAAAAAAAAGAGAGGAUAUUGUGAAUGUUGUGGGAAGAAAUAUGAAGAUCUGCAAACACAUCUUGAAAGUGAACAGCACCGAAAUUUUGCACAAAGCACACAAUAUCAAGUUGUUGAUGAUAUAAUCUCAAAGUUUGUUUAUGAGUUUGUUGAAUACAAAGAUGAUGCAAAAAAAAUAAAAAGGACAAAAUGUAGUACAGGAUAUUUUUCUCCUAUUAUUGGAAAGAUAACUAGACCAGAUGAGCUGAAGGAACGACUGAAAAAGCAACGCAUUUCACUGAAAAGUUAUUCGUGGAAGGAUACGGCAAUGCGGGCACUCAAACUGGAUCGCCAGCCUGCAGAAGUACAACCAAAUUCUGUUUCAAUACCUACCCCUGUUUCUGGAUCUGCGUGUUCAGUUCUUCAUUGUCACCUGUCACAACCUUCAGAACUAAAAAGUAAGUUCAGAAGUAAUGAUGAAAAUGUUAAAGCUGAUUGCUCCUGUGCUGCAAACUUAAGAGAGACUGUUGUAUCAUCAAAUUUCAUACAACCACCCCCUCAGAAAGAUGACAAAGCCUACGCGGAGAACUUGUCUCGAGUUUAUGAGCCAUUCAGUAAAGAAAUACUGGAACCAGAAGUAAAGAAAAAGAAUAUAGAGUGUUUUCAGGAAGGCGUGUAUACUUUAUAUUCUCAUACAAAGGUUACAGAUUUUAGUGAAAAAGACAAAAACUUAGCACAGCCAAAACGAAAAUUAAAUAAUGCAGUAGUUCUACCAGCAAAGUGCUUGAAAAAAACAGAUGCCAAUCCUACGUUUGUCACAAAACAUGAUUUAUGUGAUAAUGAUCAACAGAUGCAGAACAAUGUUGUUCUGGAGGCUGAGGUAUCUGAUACUGCUGUAAACAAAGAACUUAACGAAUUGGCUGCCAGCACUGCACACAGUUCACCGUCUGGAAAGCUGUGCAGAAAAGUGAAGCUUUACUUGGGAAGAAAUAAAAGAGAAAGCCAGAAACAGAAUAUGGAGUUAUGUGUAAAGUAUACAGACGGACUGUCAGUUCCUGAAGAGAAGAGAAGUUCUUGUAACUCACCAGUGCAGGCCCUACUGGAAUUAUUUCAGACAAGUGAGAUAAACUCAGAAUUUGCAGGUUUUUCAAGUUACACUGAGAACAAAGGUUCAACUAGCAUAAAAGAUGUAUGGGAAGGGCAGAAUACAAAUGUUAUGUGGUCAUUAUUUUCCUCUUCAUCCUCAUCCCCAUUUGUUGGAUUUUAA
Messenger RNA from Charadrius vociferus (killdeer), 2079 nucleotides. RefSeq names its product DBF4 zinc finger (gene DBF4). Gene Ontology annotation, molecular function: nucleic acid binding; zinc ion binding; protein serine/threonine kinase activator activity. Lineage: Eukaryota; Metazoa; Chordata; Aves; Charadriiformes; Charadriidae. The record is from RefSeq and is a predicted model, not a curated record. Gene Ontology annotation, biological process: positive regulation of nuclear cell cycle DNA replication; regulation of cell cycle phase transition. The transcript has 12 exons. Gene Ontology annotation, cellular component: Dbf4-dependent protein kinase complex; nucleus. The coding region runs from base 1 to 2079 and encodes 692 amino acids.